UCAUUCGCCAUGGCUUCCUCCAGGUGCGAGCUAGCAACACAUCAAGGAGCUUAAGCAGCUUGAUGUCUCUUUUCCUUAUCAAGUUGACUAGCUCAUUUUUUAGGAGAACGAUCCCCGAAGGUAGUGUGCGAAAGUAUAAACCCGUAGGCAAGAAGGUCAAGCCGGUCUCGAUCCUAGUAGAAACGUCAAAGGAAGAGGCCAUGGAGAAGGAGGAGGAAAUCUUGCGGGUAAUAAGGGAGAGGCGAGUAACGGAAGGGCAUCGCAUACCAGAUGAGGUAGCAGACACCAUGAAAAUAGGAGUGCAAGGGUUUCUAACAGCGGAAGGAACUCGGUUGAUAAGAAAAGCAUGUCAGGAGUUUCAUUUAGUUUUCGCCUUCAACGAUCAUCAGAAAGGACGAUUGAAUGCAAAGCUAGUUCCCCCUGUAAGGAUCCACACCGUACAGCACGAGUAUUGGAAUGAUAAAGGGCCCGCCUACGAGUUUGGGAUAGCAGCGGAGGUCACCGACCUGCUUAGAGCCAAAAUAGAUUCUUUCGUGGCUGAACCCACCGCAUCUUUCUACGCGAACAAGUGGUUCGUGUUCAGAAAGCCCAAUAAGACACUCAGGUGGAUCCAGGACCUGCAAGAGCUCAAUGCGGUAACAAUUAGGGACGCAGGCUCGCUUCCACAAACCGACUUAUUGGCAGAAUCUCAGGCAGGGCGGAGCAUUUACUUCCUGGUAGACUUGUACUCAGGAUAUGAUCAGUUGCCGCUCGACGCGAGGGAUAGACCGUAUACCGCAAUGCACACCCCGGUAGGACAGCUGCAGAUGCAAGUGACCCCUAUGGGCUUCACAAAUGCGGUAGCAGAAGCUCAGAGGAGGAUGCUCGCCGUCGCAGGGGAUAUGUUUCCGAAAAAGUGUGAACCUUACAUAGAUGAUAAUCCCGUGAAAGGCGCAAGAUACAAGGAUGAGACGAAAGUACAACCGGAAGUGCGGAAGUUCGUCUGGGACCACUUGCAGGAUAUUAAGGACUUACUCCAGCGAUUCCUAGUCUACAACAUUACUGCAAGCGGACCCAAGAGCAUCCUGGCCGUCCCGGAAGUAACCAUACUGGGAUUUCACUGUGGAGCUUAUGGGAGGAGACCCGAUCCAGCAAAGACUGAUAAGAUCUCUCAGUGGUCGACACCCCUGCGUACCACGACGGAAGUACGAGCCUUCCUAGGGGUGGUUGGGUUCUGGAGGAUCUUCAUCAAAGGUUUCGCAAAGAUAGCAGAACCCAUCCGCGCGAGAAUUAGGGAAGGUGACACUAUGGAUUGGACAGAGGAUAGGGAAGAGGCAGCCCAGACCCUGAAAGACAUCCUGUCGUCCGAUCAGGUCACGUUAGCAGCACCCUGUUUCAAUGACGAGGUAGGGCGGCCCUUCAUCUUAGAAACAGAUGGGGGACCAUUGGCAGUGGGAGGAGUAUUGAUACAGAGAAGCGAGGAGGGCAAAGAAAGUCCAAUCAGAUUUGAAAGUAGGACCUUGAGUUCAACAGAACGACGGUAUUCGCAGUUCAAGAAGGAGGUAUUCGCAAUCCUGCAUUGUCUUAAGACCUUCCAGGCAUACCUGUUCGGGAGGCGAUUUAUCCUAAGGAUCGAUCCCACCAACGUUGUCGGAGCCCUAAAGAACUACAAGCCCAUAGACCCGACUGUCGGCAAAUGGAUGGGCUUCAUAUGGCAAUUCGAUUAUAAGGUCGAGCGAAUUGCAGGGCUUCGAAAUAGGGAAGAUGGGUUGAGCAGGGUUUGUAUYACGCAAGAAGGAGUAGAGGACGCAGAACCAAUUGACGCCUUCCUGGAGUACGAAGGAGGGACCCUUGUCGUGGAUAAUGAGAUGGCACAUCCGGCAAUUACAACAGGACAGUUGUUGAUUCAGACCCAGGAAAAGGGCGCACCUGCAGUAGUUGCAAAACUCAGGGAAGGACCAGUCACCACGAUCAGGCGUAAAGAGGAAAAAGACUCGUGGGGAGCAGAAGUAGGGGCCGGAGAGGAAUUGAUGGCAAUGACUGUGGAAGGGGGAUGGGACGUCGUAAUGACAUUGGCCGAAACCUGGGCGCAAAAGGAGUGUCAGUACCUAGUCAACCUCACUCGGGAGGAGCAGGGUGCGGAUCGGAACGAACAGGAAUUCUUCCUCAUACAAAUGUAUGAGGGCGUUUUCAAAGAAAUCGGCUUGCUGCUUGUCGGGAACAAACAGCCCACGGAAGUCAGUCCCAAGGCAAGGGAGGAAGUAGAAAAGUACGUCCUAAGAAAUGGCCACCUGUUCAAGAGAGAGGAAGGGAUGAUGCCUAGACGCGUCGUUUGUGGGAGGUCUAGGCAGCUGGACAUAAUUCAGGCAAUACAUGAUGGACUAGCUGGGGGUCACCGGUCGUCAAAAGAGACGCUUGCAAAGAUUGUGCCCCUGUAUUUCUGGCCAGGAAUGGCAGGCAUGGUCGCAACCUACUGACUAGGCAAGGAACAAACGGCAACAGGCAAAAUGAAAUUCGGAAAUGAAAAUGACAGCAACGCUAUCAAUAGGCCUACUGAGGGGCAGUCAUCGAGACAGGCUGGGGGAUCAAGCUCCAGGAAGAGGAAGUUAUAUGUGGGGUUUGACCAUAACCUGGUGCUAAACAGAGGGGGCAGGAAACAAGGGACCAGAGGGUCAUCACCACUGAAGGAAGGGGAGCCAAUAGAGUUGCCGUCAGAGAGUGAUCCUAGCAGCAACGAAGAGGGGAACCCAGAGGAGGGACAACGGUCGGGGGAGAAUGAGCCAGUUGAGUUCAUCGACCUCACCAGCGACGAGGAGGAGGACGAGGUAACAACGCCCACAAGAGAAGAACGGGGAAGAGGGGAGCAGCCGGGAGAGAAAAAGGAUAAAUGGAUAGAAGAGUUCGGGUAUGAGUUCAGUGAUUGGUUCGAUCAAUGGGGCACUAUCUUACCAAUGGAUCAUGAAGGCAAGGGAAAAGCUGGGCAGGGGAGAGGAUCUAGCCCCAACAACCUUCUUCACGGAACAGACACUCCUCCAGUUUAAAAAAACAAAGAGGCAAAUGGAAC
Messenger RNA from Chara braunii, 3043 nucleotides. The record is from the annotation of a GenBank genome assembly. NCBI's taxonomy places the organism in Eukaryota, Viridiplantae, Streptophyta, Charophyceae, Charales, Characeae.